AAAAGGAGCAUUAGUGACAAUAUCUGAAAUCUGAAUGUUUUUCUUUAGUUAUUGUUUGACAGGGUCAACGAAGCGCGACGCGUCUUUCAGUGCGGAAGGAAGCCGUGACAUCAUCAGCCCGUCAACCAAUCAACAGCUCUGUGUACGCGACACAGACGCGCAGUCACUGAUGAUCGGAUGUUUGAAUGUCAGUGACUGAAUGCGGUUCGCUUCAGAUGCUGAAAUAUUAAACCAUUCUCAGAAUUUGAGUCUGGCUGCUGGUUUGUAUUGGACAACCACAAGAAAAUCGGACUCUUUAAAUCCCCUUUUUGCCAGCAACCUACAUGGAGCCAUUGACAAUGUCAUUUACAGCUAACACCUUAAAAAACCCAGAAUGCAUUGCAGCAUCUAAGGACGAUCACCUUUCCAGUCUGAAAGCUUUGACUGAGAAGCUCAAACUUGAGACCAACAUGUCCUCUCAUCUGGACUGGAGAUUUCAGCUGGAGGCGAUGCUGAGAGAUGCUGAGACGACGGCCAAUCAAUCACAGGAACAUAGAAGCUCAGAUCCAAUAAGGAGGUCAAAGUCGUCUCUGAGCACUGGUGUGUCCAAUGAAGCAAAGCAUCCUGGAGGGAAUAUGAUGGGAUUUAAAAGUAUGGAUCAAGCAUUGGAGUGGCUCAGGGAAGAGCUGGCAGAGAUGCGUUUGCAGGACCAGCAGCUGGCACGUCAGCUAAUGCGCCUGCGCAGUGACAUUAACAAUCUGAGAAUCGCGCAGACGUGCGACCAACAUCGCAAGAUGCUGAACGAUGCCACAUUUGACCUGGAAGAGCAAGAUGAUAUGUCAGGUUUAUGUGAAGUCCCCAUGUCUCCUGGAUUAGGCCUCUCCUCACCACUAAAAGUCAUUGGGGUCACCAAGAUGAACAUUAAUUCUAGACGUUUCUCUCUGUGUUAGAAGUGUACGGGGAAGUGCACUUAAUACUGCAAGUAAAUGAUUUAGAAUGUUUUAUAUAGAUUAAAUAUAUUAGUACAGAUUAAAUCUAUUUUUUUCUGGAUAUUUCAAUAAAGAUGAAAUAAAGAUCACAAACCAUUUUAUUGUAUAAUGAUGCAUCACAUCUCAUGAUACGUUUCACAUGAGAGAAACAUGAUAUUUAACAAAAAAUAAAUAAAUAAAGCUGGGACUUGAUAUUGAUUAUAUCCAAAUAAUUGAAUGGUGAAAAGCGUCUUUAUAUGUCAUGUGGUCGGAGUGCUUAGUGACAUCAUCUGUA
Misgurnus anguillicaudatus (oriental weatherfish) is the source of this 1242-nucleotide messenger RNA. It is a transcript of the gene fam167aa, whose product is annotated as family with sequence similarity 167 member Aa. The record is from RefSeq and is a predicted model, not a curated record. NCBI's taxonomy places the organism in Eukaryota, Metazoa, Chordata, Actinopteri, Cypriniformes, Cobitidae.